This is a messenger RNA of Bactrocera dorsalis (oriental fruit fly), 1476 nucleotides long. RefSeq names its product protein rolling stone. Gene Ontology annotation, cellular component: membrane. The record is from RefSeq and is a predicted model, not a curated record. NCBI's taxonomy places the organism in Eukaryota, Metazoa, Arthropoda, Insecta, Diptera, Tephritidae. The transcript is spliced from 5 exons. The coding region runs from base 153 to 1148 and encodes 331 amino acids.
ACACUCAACGUAGUCGACAUAUUUCACAAAAUAUUUCACUUGCAUGACUUUUUUUCGAAAUGGAGUGAUUCCUUGAGGACUUUUAAUGCGGGAAACACAACACAAUAUAAUAUAAUAUAAUUGUAUGAAAGAAAUCAUAUUAUUCUGGGAAUAUGAGUCGCUUACAUGUAAUUGUUCAUCCUGUGAAAAAGGAGUUACGUCGGGAUAAAUGCGGUUUUGAUCACACACCAGCUGAUGACUUCGUUAAAUCACAAUGGCAGAAUUGCACCAAAAGCGUUGUGUAUUUAAUUUAUCGUUGGCUUAUUGCGUUGUUCUUCACCGCCGUCGUCAUAGAUUCGAUGCUCGAAAAGGAGGAGGGUUCAUCGACAAACUUUUGGCUGUAUUUUAUUUACCUGACCAACUGGGGUGUAAUGCUUUGUAUGCUUACGAAUCUAUUGGGCGCCAUUUUGGUCACCACAUGGCAUUUUCAUCCAGAGUAUGCGGAUAACCUGUUAAAUAUGGAGUCGCUAACUAGUCCAUUCGUCAUCUACUGGGGCAUGCAUAUUAUAUCUUUAGUCCUUUCAAUAGUGAUAACCGUCAUCUAUUGGAGUGUACUCUAUGAUGCUGCUGAGAGCUCAUUAAACGCCACGAACGUGCUGACACAUGCCUGCAAUUCCAUUUUUAUGUUCAUCGAUUUGCUGAUUGUGGCGCACCCGUUGCGGCUACUGCACAUGUUUCUACCAGCGUUAUUUGGUAUCAUAUUUGCAAUAUUCUCCGUUAUAUACCAGACAUGUGGCGGCAAGAACAGAAGGGGCAAACCGUACAUUUAUCACGUGAUUGAUUGGCGUGAACCGUUAAAUGCCACGCUUGUGGUUCUUGGCGUACUCCUGCUUACCUGCUGCAUCUACUUGAUACUCUUCACCAUCUACAAGCUACGCACGCUGCUCUAUAGACGCAUAAAUAAUGCCUCAUACUACUUCCCAACAACAACGCCGCACACUGGCGGUGCCGAGAAGUCCGCAAAUGGCACUUUGCCGAAAACAGUUAAAGGCACGGGUAUCCAGCAUUCGCCUUCCGGAAUUUCUAUGGUGUUCGGUAACUUCAACACGCCCGCUGGCUAUCAUAACGAAGCGUUCACGAGUAGCACCGAGAAGUUGGAGCGGUAUUAGGCAAUUAUUGCGGGGAGCUUACAGGGAAACAAUGUGUAGUUCAAAUUAAAAUUGUAGGAUUAAUGAAUAUUAUUUGUAAAUACAUAUGUAUAGUAGUUUGCAUGCGUGUUUAAAGUGUAAUGAUUAACACCUCAUUUUUCGUGACUAAUGUACAAAAUAAGUUUAAAAACAUUUGCUGUUUCACUUGUAUCUGCAUUUAGUAAAUUUAUAUUGAAAAGUACGUUUUUCAGCAUUUUUAAGAAUAGGCGUAGCAUUAAUUAAGAAAUCUCGAACUGGUUGUGCGUAUACCUUUUAAAAAAUGUCAAAUAUAAAAUAUACAAUAUAUAAA